AAGGUCACUGCCACUGCAAGUCGUAGCAGUAGAAAGUUAAAAGAGUCCAAUAGAACAUUUUGACUAGUUAAGAAGAAACUGGUGAUAUUAACUAUGAGAGCUUUUCACUUCGUACUAAUUGCCCUUUUCCUGGCACCGGCUUUAAUUGAUGCCAAUGCCAAUUCGGCCUACAAACGACCAUAUCGUCCCAUUGAUUCUCUACGUCCCUACAGACCAAAUCGUCCAUUAUAUCGCCCUAACACAAUUAACCGAUAUGCACCUGAUUGUAGCCGUUAUGUUAAUGUUGCCUUCCUACCAGAUCAACGUAGUUGUUCUAAUUUCUACAUGUGCAUUGAUGGUCGCGCCAUACGCAAAGAAUGUCCAAGAGGUUUCUAUUUCGAUACCUUAACAUAUCGUUGCAAUUUCGCACCUUUUGUAAAUUGUGAUUUAAAUCGCAAUCCAUACAAUGUACAUGUACCAAUCGAGGAUACAACAUGUGAACCAGAAGAGGAACCAAUUACUCCACCUUGUGAACCAGAGGAAGAACAAACUACACCACCUUGUGAACCAGAGGAUGAAACAACUACACCACCUUGUGUACCAGAAGAGGAAACAACUACACCACCUUGUGAACCAGAAACUUUACCACCAACACCACCACCUUGUGAGCAAGAAACUACAACCACAACUCCCUGCACCACAACUACUACCACGACUACUACUACCACAACAACUACUACCACCACCACUACUACUACUACUACUACCACCACCACCACCACCACUACUACUACUACCACCACAACUACAACAACCACUACAACUACAACAACAACUACUACCACAACUACAACGACAACUACUUGUGCCACAACUACUCCAACUCCUUGCACCGAACCUGAAACUACUACCCCACCAUGCGAAACUACAACAGUUUGCAUUACAACAACGCCCUGUGCGAAUGCAGAUUCCGCACCAAUAUUGCGUAGUCAUGCCGAUUGUAUGUAUGAAGAAGACGGUACAUAUCUCUUAGAUGCAAACCAUUGUCGUCGUUACUAUGUUUGCGUAAAUAAUGCUGUCCGCACCCUCAAGUGCCGAUAUGGUCAAUGGUUUGACUAUGAACAGGGUACUUGCCGCAACCAACGAUAUGUCAGAAAUUGUCCAGCCCAACGUUCCUAAAUGAUGCGAUGCAACGAUUACAAUACUCGACGUUACGUUUUAACUAACUGUUAAUAGUUUCCAUAAAAAUUUAGUUCUCAUAUUAAUAUUCCUUACACAUAUGUGCACAUAUGCGUUCAACUAAGAGAUUCUAUAGAUUUUGUGAAAUUCUUUCCAAUAAAUUUUAGUGGCAUUAAAUUAUA
This is a messenger RNA of Teleopsis dalmanni, 1340 nucleotides long. Its product is annotated as salivary glue protein Sgs-3-like. The record is from RefSeq and is a predicted model, not a curated record. NCBI's taxonomy places the organism in Eukaryota, Metazoa, Arthropoda, Insecta, Diptera, Diopsidae. Gene Ontology annotation, biological process: cell adhesion; extracellular matrix organization. Gene Ontology annotation, molecular function: chitin binding; cell adhesion molecule binding. Bases 94 to 1158 code for a protein of 354 amino acids. The transcript has 2 exons. Gene Ontology annotation, cellular component: extracellular matrix; extracellular region.